Monopterus albus (swamp eel) is the source of this 4061-nucleotide messenger RNA. It is a transcript of the gene aars1, whose product is annotated as alanyl-tRNA synthetase 1. Bases 124 to 3024 code for a protein of 966 amino acids. Lineage: Eukaryota; Metazoa; Chordata; Actinopteri; Synbranchiformes; Synbranchidae. Gene Ontology annotation, biological process: alanyl-tRNA aminoacylation. Gene Ontology annotation, molecular function: alanine-tRNA ligase activity; ATP binding; nucleic acid binding. Gene Ontology annotation, cellular component: mitochondrion; cytoplasm. The record is from RefSeq and is a predicted model, not a curated record. The transcript is spliced from 20 exons.
GGCCAGCUGCUGUGGGCGUAUUCUAUUCGUUCUUUUUGGAAAAGUCGCGUGGGCUAAGGCAGUGUUUUGGGAGUAGUGAUUGAUUCAUUCAGUGAGAAUAGCGACUUUUAGAGCUGAUUCAGAAUGGACUCCUCUUUGAGUGCAGCUCAAAUCCGUGAGAAGUUCAUUGACUUCUUCCGUCGCUAUGAACACCAGUACGUCCACUCGUCAGCCACCAUUCCACUGGAUGACCCCACCCUGCUUUUCGCCAAUGCUGGCAUGAACCAGUUCAAACCCAUCUUCCUCAACACCAUUGAUCCGUCCCACCCUAUGGCCAGGCUGCGUCGUGCUGCCAACACUCAGAAGUGUAUCCGUGCAGGAGGUAAACACAAUGACCUGGACGAUGUGGGUAAAGACGUCUACCACCACACCUUUUUCGAGAUGCUGGGCUCCUGGUCCUUUGGGGACUACUUUAAGCACCUGGCCUGCAAAAUGGCCCUGGAGCUGCUGACCCAGGAGUUUGGUAUUCCCAUAGACCGUCUGUAUGUAACAUACUUUGGGGGUGAUGAUGAAGCAGGUCUGGAGCCCGACCUGGAGUGUAAACAGAUUUGGAUCGACUUAGGGGUGGAGGACGUUCGCAUCCUGCCAGGCAGCAUGAAGGAUAACUUCUGGGAGAUGGGUGACACUGGUCCUUGUGGCCCUUGCAGUGAGAUUCAUUAUGACCGCAUUGGAGGAAGAGACGCAUCUCACCUAGUGAACAUGGAUGAUCCCAACGUCCUGGAGAUCUGGAACCUGGUGUUCAUCCAGUUCAAUAGAGAAUCAGAGACGGUGCUGAACCCGCUGCCUAAGAAGAGCAUUGACACAGGGAUGGGUCUGGAGCGGCUGGUGUCUGUACUGCAGAACAAGAUGUCCAACUAUGACACUGACCUCUUCAUCCCAUACUUCGAAGCAAUUCAGAAGGGUACAGGUGCUCGACCUUACACCGGUAAAGUAGGUGCUGAGGAUGCUGACGGCAUUGACAUGGCCUACCGCGUGCUGGCUGAUCAUGCCCGCACCAUCACCAUCGCCUUAUCAGACGGCGGCCGGCCUGACAACACGGGGAGAGGCUACGUGUUGAGGAGGAUCUUGCGUCGUGCAGUCCGUUAUUCCCAUGAGAAGCUGGGAGCUCACAGAGGCUUUUUUGCCACUCUGGUGGAUGUGGUGGUUAAUUCCCUGGGUGAUGCUUUCCCGGAGUUGAAGAAAGACCCAGAAAUGGUGAAGGACGUUAUUAAUGAGGAGGAAGCACAGUUUCUCAAAACCCUCAGCAGGGGACGGCGUAUUCUUGAUAGAAAGAUUAUGAGUUUGGGAGACAGCAAGACCAUCCCAGGUGACACAGCAUGGCUGUUGUAUGACACAUAUGGCUUCCCUCUGGACCUGACCUCGCUCAUUGCAGAGGAGAAGGGUAUGUCGGUGGACUUGGCCGCCUUUGAGGAGGAGAAGAAGGCAGCACAGAUAAAGUCCCAGGGUAGAGGCGCGGGAGACCAGGACCACAUCAUGUUGGACAUCUAUGCCAUCGAAGAGCUGAGAAACAAGAAGAUACCCUCCACAGAUGACUCUCCCAAAUACAAGUACACCUCUGAUGAAAACGGCAGCUAUGAGUUUCAGCAGGCCUCUGCCACAGUUCUGGCUCUGCGCUGUGAUCGCACUUUCUGCAAUGAAGUGACCACAGGUCAGGAGUGCGGUGUGGUGCUGGACCAAACGUCUUUCUAUGCUGAGCAGGGUGGACAGACGUUUGAUGAGGGCUACAUGCUACGAGAGGAUGACAACACAGAGGAUAGAAUGGAGUUCACAGUGAAGAAUACACAAGUUAGAGGAGGUUAUGUUCUCCAUGUGGGGACCAUCUAUGGAACCCUGAAGGUUGGAGACCGCGUCACCCUACAUGUAGAUGAGGCUCGUCGAAGACCCAUCAUGAGCAACCACACUGCCACGCACAUCCUCAACUUUGCCCUGCGGAAGGUUUUGGGAGAGGCAGACCAGAGGGGCUCCCUGGUUGCCCCUGACCGCUUGCGCUUCGACUUCACUGCUAAAGGUGCAAUGACCACAGAGCAGAUUCGCCAGACUGAGGAGAGCGCUUGUGACAUGAUAAGAGAUGCUAAGCCGGUGUACGCUAUGGAAGCCCCCCUUGCAAACGCCAAGGCCAUUAAUGGUCUGCGUGCUGUGUUUGAUGAAACCUACCCUGACCCUGUCCGAGUUGUCUCUAUCGGUAUCCCUGUUCAGGAGUUGCUGGCUGACCCCAGCAGUCCUGCUGGUUCCCUCACUUCCAUAGAGUUCUGCGGAGGAACCCAUCUGCAGAACUCGGGUCAUGCUGCACCAUUUGUCAUUGUGUCAGAGGAGGCCAUUGCUAAGGGCAUCCGCCGCAUUGUUGCUGUGACAGGAACAGAGGCCCAGAAGGCCCAGAGGAAAGCUCAUGCCCUGCACCAGAUUCUGUCUGCACUAGGAGAUAAGGUGAAGCAGCAAACUGCCCCGAACAAGGACAUUCAGAAAGAGAUCGCUGACAUGACAGAGUUAAAUGGCACAGCAGUGAUCUCCCAGUGGCAGAAGGAUGAGAUGAGAGAAACCUUGAAGGGCCUGAAGAAGAUCAUGGACGAUCUGGACCGCAACUGCAAGGCCGACAUCCAGAAGAGAGUCCUGGAAAAGACCAAGGAGGUGAUCAAAAGCAGCCCCAACCAGCCGCUGCUCGUCAUGGAGAUGGAGACCGGAGCCUCACCGAAGGCUCUGAAUGAGUCACUGAAGCUGCUGAAGUCAAACUCUCCUCAGACAGCUGUGAUGCUCUUCACUGUAGAUCCUGAUGCCGGCAAGAUUACCUGCCUGUGUCAGGUCCCACAGGAUGUGGCCAACCGUGGUCUGAGGGCCAGUGCAUGGGUUCAGGAGUUGUGCCCCCUGCUAGAUGGCAAAGGAGGUGGCAAGGACUUGUCCGCCCAAGCCACGGGCAGGAACAUGCAGUGCUUGCAGGAGGCGCUACAGAUGGCAAACGAGUUUGCCCGGCUCAAACUGGGAGAGAACUAGAGUGAGGGGUGGAGAGAGGAAGUGAUAUUGUGAAUGGGAAUAAGGUCAAGGAUUCCUGAGUCUUAACAGAGUUAGAAAUCUAACACUGCUUUCUUUGCUCCAUUUCCCCCUUCUGUUCUUAUGUUUUGGGUCAGAAAAGAUUAGAAAACAAAACUCCUGGUUUGUCCUUCCAUUGAUAGAUGACCACUGACACACCCUGCAGUCAAUGAGUCAUUUUUUAUUGAUUAAGAAUGUGGUGGCUGUCCCUUCCCAGUAAAAUUCAUCUCUGUGGGAAAUGCUUGACUGUAUACAAAGGGCCUGUGAAGCAGUUAAAAAGCACAGUGGGUGAUUCUGAGGAAUUUAUUUUAGUGUGUGUCCACUUUCUUGCAUGUGUACAGAUGAAAUGAGAAAGGAUGUUUCAUUAGAUUUGGAUUUAGUCUCCUACAACUACUGUACCACUCAUGAAGCAACAGCACCUGUAGUUUCCAUCUCAGGCUCCUGUUGAGCACAAAGCUGUCUCUUGAUAAAUGUCUAUCCCACCUCUGUGUUUGUUUCAUGUAACUGUAGUUGUGUUAACUGACAAACAACCCCCACAGUACUUUGUUUCCCACUUGUUCAGGGCUGCUAUAAUCUGCAAAACCUCUAACUUUUGGCUUCCUAUACCACUUAAGAUCAGCCUGGAAAAGAAAAGUGAGAAGUCAGAUUUAUGUACAAUAUCCACAGCAUGUCCUUUGUUGGCUGCCGGAUUUGAUCUGAUCUCUGAACACUGGCUUCAUGCAUUUGUGUGAGUGAAGGCUUGAGUUUAUGUCCUGAAACUGGUCGGCGCUUAUGUAUACGCACUGUGGCUGUAAUCAAUGGGCUUAAUUUAAUAAAUUGAUUCGUUUAGUGUAUAAAACGAUCAGGAACAUGUCCAGUAAUUAAUCAGUGUAACUUCAUUUCCCUGCCAUUUAACUUUGAUUAAAUGUAUAAUGUUGAAAACAUCUUUCACCAUUGUGGCUGUUUCAUGUCAGAGAAAUGUCAGGUUAUGGGAAGAGAAUAAAUAUACCUUUUAAAUGCCA